AUGAAAUGCAAGUAUUGUGACAAGUGCUUUAGCUUGUCAGCAAAUUGCAAGCAGCAUGAACAAACCCACACAGGAGUGAAACCUUAUCAGUGCAAGCAUUGCGAUAAAUGCUUUACACAGUCAUCAUAUUGCAAGCAGCAUGAACGUAUCCACACAGGAGAGAAACCUUAUCAGUGCAAGUACUGUAAUAAGUGCUUCAGUACUUCAUCACUUUGCAAGGAGCAUGAGCGUGUACAUACAGGAGUGAAACCGUAUCAGUGCAAGUAUUGUAAUAAGUGCUUUAGCCAGUCAUCAAAUUGCACGUACCAUGAGCGUACCCACACUUGUCCAGGAGUAAAAUCUUAUCAGUGCAAAUAUUGUGAUAAGUGCUUCACAAAGUCAUCAAAUUGCAAGCGCCAUGAACGUACACACUCAGGGAUAAAGCCUUAUCAGUGCAAGCAUUGUGAUAAGUGCUUCAGUUAUCCAUCACAUUGCGAGGAGCAUGAACGUAUACAUACUGGAGUGAAACCAUAUCAGUGCAGGUAUUGUAAUAAGUACUUUCGCCAGUCAUCAAGUUGCACGGCGCAUGAACGUACCCAUACAGGAGUGAAAUCUUAUACAUGCAAGUACUGUAAUAAGUGCUUUACACAGUUAUCACAUUGCAAGGACCAUGAACAUGCCCACACAGGAGAAAAAUCUUAUCAGUGCAAGUUUUGUGAUAAAUGCUUCACAAAGUCAUCAAAUUGUAAGCAGCAUGAACUUACCCACACAGGAGUGAAACCGCAUCAGUGCAAGUAUUGUAAUAAGUGCUUUAGUCAGUCAUCAAAUUGCACAAUGCAUGAACGUACCCAUACAGGAGAGAAAUUUUAUCCAUGCAAGUAUUGCAAUAAGUGCUUUACGUACUUAACAUCUUGCAAGCGCCAUGAACAUACCCAUACAGGAGUGAAGCCUUAUCAGUGUAAGUUUUGUGAUAAGUGCUUCACACAGUCAUCACAUUGCAAGAAGCAUGAACUUACACACACAAGAGAAAUAUUAUCAGUGUAACUUUUGCAAUAAGGGCUUUACACAGCCAUGACAUUGUGCAGAGCAUGAAUGUACCCACACAGUAGUGAAACCUAUUAAUCAGUGGAAGUAUUGUAAAAGACGUUUUCGCAUAAGUCAUAAGAUUGCAAUCAACAUGAACUAGUCAACACAAGAAAAAUGCUGUAUGAGUGCAAGUAUUGUGGCAAGAGCUUGAGUUAUUCAUCAUGUUGCAAUUAAGAGCAUGUACAUGACAACACAGGAGUGAAACCUUAUCAGUGUAAGCAUUGUGAUAAAUUUUUUUCACAGUCAUCAAAUUGCAAGUGCCUUAAAUGUACCCACACAGGAGUGAAACAUUAUCUGUGCAAGUAAUAUUGUGAGAAGUAACUUAUUCAUCACAUUGCAAGGAGCAUAUGAACAUUCUCACACAGGAGUAAAACCUUAUUAGUGCAAGUCUUGUAAUAAGUGUUUUACAUGUAGUCAUGGGUGAGGACAAAACAUGGACCAGGGGUUCAUGGACCCCCACUUUGGACCGGGUCCAUGAACCACUUUCAUGGACCGGGUCCAUGGACCCCCUGCUUUAUAGCUAUUGAAUGAAACUUGUGGUGCAUCACAUGAAAUAGAAAUAAUUCCUUUUUCCAUGACUAAUAUUAUUAGUCAUGUUCUUCAUGUCAUAUCUUUUUGGCAGAGUCAUUUGGGGUACAUGUAGGUGGUUUCUUUUUGGAAAUGAUUCCAGUUAACAACGGUAGAAAUUUCUUUAAUAACCCCCGCCCCCAGUUUGCUAAUCAACAACUUCCACCUAGUCCAGAGGUAGCCUAGCAUGUAUGGAGAUCUGGUUCAGUUUUUUAAAGCACCUACAGGGCUGUCAACUCUCCCAGAUAAUCCAGGAGACUUCAGAUUUUAAACCGUUUCUCCCGGUGUCCAGAUUAGAGUCUGAAAUCUCCCGGAUAAUCACCAAAGUUUGUCAUUUCUUGUAGAUUCGACUCUCUGACAGUGAAAUUUCAAAAAUUUUGCGCUGUUUGAGCUAUUUUUCUGUUAACAUUGAGCAUUUCCUCACAAACUCCAGUAUGCCAUUGUAAUAUAAGCAAUAAUGUGAUUGGUGGGAAGUAAAUUAGGUCAAAUGUUACAAUUAAAACAACAUCUUUUUCGGCGUUUUUUUUUGGCAAAAAAUGACGUCAUGUGCUCUGCAUUAUGACGUCAUCUAUCACCCACUGCCCAUCAAUUCUCAAUAUUUGAAGAAGUGGGGGGUUGACAGCCCUGCACCUGUGAACCAUCACUUUAGAGUUUGCUAUCUGAUACUCUAAAUUAGAAUCCUUCCUAAGCAAAACAUUACGUUGGGAGUCGUCAGCAUACCAAAGGUACUGGACUUGUGAGCCAUUAAGUAGCGGAUAAUCGAUGUGUACAUUCACUGUACAGCAUAAUUAAAUAAAAGAAGUCCUAUUAAAGAUGGAGGAACUCAACAAAUUUUCACGCGAAAUAAAUUGACAACUAGACUUAAAUUGAGCCUUGGCACUUGACUAUUUGCUUCAUUUAAGUAGGGAGGGGCUGGGAGGGGUAUUUGAGCGUAAAGCCUGUAGUGGGUGCCCCCCACGCCAACCCGGAUAGACCCUGGGGACGAGAUAAUUUACAGCGGGACACGCGGGACACACUAAUCAGCGGCAUCAGCGGUCUAUCUUCUGAGCGGUCGCUAAGCAAAAAGCAGACAAGAUGGCGGAUCGAUGGUGGAAAAAAUUGCGGGCCUUUCCUUGACCUGUGAUUGACCGACUGCACUUAUCUCUUCACCUCAUUCUGUUCCGCAGAUAUUAGAGGUAAAUGAUUUGAAAGACUAAAUAACUUUUCUGCAUUCCCCAGACAUGCACAUGUUAAGUUAAGCAAGCGUGUUUUUCUAUUGUCUGUGCAAAUUAUUUAACAUGUAUGAGCAAAUAUGGUUUACAUCAUCUUACUUCCCGAGUUCCCCAUUAGGGUUCCCUUGAUCACAAAUGUGCCGUUAAAGAUCUACAAGUGUACGAUGCCCAUACAAACGCAAUAUUAAAGAAUCUUUGCAUCUUACAGAUAAAUGGUAUUUGUCUACAUGCAGCAGAAAUAGUUAAAAUAAUGUUUCUAUAUAAAACCGGAUUGUUACUCGAUAUAUGUCAAAAACUUUUCUACUAAGGAAUUAAGUUCAUGGUUGUAAUACUAGGAAUUCCAAUUCCUUCCAUAAGUGCAAAACUAACAUAAGACUUUUUUUUUGUCAGUACUAAGGUCCUUCGUUUUUUACAGCUGAUUUCUUUCCUAUUUUAUGUUGCAGUUUAUUUUUUAUUUCAGUUAAUUUUUGUUUUUCCUUUGUUUUUUCCUUUGCAACAUAAACACCUGAGUUCGAAUGUAUUUCUGUAGGCGAUUUCAUAAUGGACAAAAUAUUAUCAAUACAGUGAAAAGCCAAAUAGUCUGAUGUUUUAUUGUUUAGUCUUAUUCUGUAUGACAAGGUUUCGGUAUUUUGGCAUUGAUGAAUGCCCUCAAUUUACAUGUAACAGUGAUGCAAAUUUAGUUAGCAGGGAGGCAAAUUUGUAUUUCCUGUAGUUGGUACUUUUUCGUCCUUUCUUAGCAUCUGCAUGGUUAAAACAUAACAGGAAGACUUGAUGUUUUGCAGAAGAAAUCAACAGAUAAAAAUAUCAGUCUGCCCAUGUGAAAGAAUUUGCUGGAAAGUUUUGUUUUGUCAAUCCCAGAAAAAUAUCACGGUCCUCAAUCUAUGACCCUAGUGAACUCAAAUUAAGAAAACCUUGAAUAAAAGAAAGCAACAGAUGAUUGUCAAUGAAAACUAACCACAGUAGAACUAAAGCUUAUUCAUGGCAGACAAGUGCUCCAAAAAAUAAAUUAAUAUUGUAAGUUAACAACAAACUGACUAUGAAAUUAAAAAUUGAACCAGCACAAAACAUUUUGUACCAGUUUAAUAUAUUCUGUACUGGUAAAAAAACAAAUUGUACCAAAGUGCAAAUUGAACUACAACAUAUACACAGCACUGAAAUCAACUGUAACUCAACAAGUCUAGAAAUUCAAAGCUAAGUUAGUAUGUCAAUUUUUAAGAGCAAACUGAAAAAAUAUUUAUCAAUUAUCUUGUACCUUUUCCUUCAUCUCCCUCCCUUUUUCCUUUUCUUUGCGUUGGUCUUUUGUCUUUUUUUCUUUCUUUUUCUUUAAUACCUUAUUAGUACGUAGUGUUACUCAGCCUUGGCUGUUCAAUUAUUAUUUUUUAGUGCUCUUUGUAAUUUAGUAGAGAAAGCCUCCUUUGCAUAAGCCUCAUGGUUUUUUUGGGCUUUCUUGCCUUUUUCUCAUAAUUCCUUCUGCUUUAUUGUUUUGUAACAUCAUAAUGUGGCUAGAUAAAAAAAAUAAUAAAUAGAGAUAAAAUAAAGAUAUUCUAAAUGUAAACAUGUUCAAUUUCAGGGUUCUAAAGAUAAGAACAUACAAUGUCCAUAAGUGAGGAGCCAUCAAGUUUAAUGCUACCAAAGGUUAUGAAAUGCAAGUAUUGUGACAAGUGCUUUAGCUUGUUAGGAAAUUGCAAGCAGCAUGAACGUACCCACACAGGAGUGAAACCUUAUCAGUGCAAGUACUGUGAAAGGUGCUUCAGUGCUUCAUCACAUUGCAAAGAACAUGAACGUACCCACACAGGAGAGAAACCUUAUCAGUGCAGGUAUUGUAAUAAGUGCUUUAGCCAGUCAUCAAAUUGCAAGCAGCAUGAACGUACCCACACAGGAGUGAAACCUUAUCCGUGCAAGUAUUGUAAUAAGUGCUUUACACAGUCGUCACAUUGCAAGGAGCAUGAACAUACCCACACAGGAGAAAAAUCUUAUCAGUGCAAGUAUUGUAAUAAGUGUUUCACACAGUCAUCAAAUUGCAAGCGACAUGAACUUAUCCACUUAGGAGUGAAACCUUAUCCGUGCAAAUAUUGUGAAAAGUGCUUCAGUUAUUCAUCGCAUUGCAAGGAGCAUGAACGUACCCACACAGGAGUGAAACCUUACCAAUGCAACUAUUGUAGUAAGUGCUUUACACAGUCAUCACACUGCAAGGAGCAUGAACGUACCCAUACAGGAGUGAAACCUUAUCAAUGCAAGUAUUGUGAAAAGUGCUUCAGUGCUUCAUCACACUGCAAGGAGCAUGAACAUAACCACACAGGAGUAAAACCUUAUCAGUGCAAGCAUUGUGAUAAGUGUUUUUCCCAGUCAUCAAAUUGCAAGCGCCAUGAACGUACCCACACCGGAGUGAAACCUUAUCAGUGCAAAUAUUGUGAAAAGUGCUACAGUAUUUCAUCACACUGCAAGGAGCAUGAACGUACUCAUACAGGAGUAAAACCUUAUCAGUGCAAAUAUUGUAAUAAGUGCUUUACACAAUCAUCUCAUUGUAAGGAGCAUGAACGCAUCCAUACAGGAGUAAAACCGUAUAAGUGCAAAUAUUGUGAUAAAAGUUUUAGCAAGUCAUCACAUUGCAAGCAACAUGAACAUGUCCACACAGGAAUUAAGCCCUAUGAGUGUAAGUAUUGUGGUAAAGGCUUCAGCCAGUCGUUACAAUGCAAGCAGCAUGAACUUACACACACAGGUGUUAAACAUGAUGAAUAAAAGUAUUGUUAUAAUUAUUGCCUUUCAUGGUCAUCAUAAUUUAAAUUGAUUACAAAAAAUAUGAACCUGUGAAUGUAUCAACGUAAAGGAGCCUACACGUAGAAGUUGUGGCAGUUAUCGACUAAGAUUAUUGUGUCAUGCCAAAAGUUGUUUCUACUUGUUUAUUUAAAGGCCAGUUAAAAUGUUGCAAAACCUUAAGCUGUUUAAAAAGUUUGGAGCAAAAGCAAAUGAACUCAUUCCUUGAUUGUUUGAUGUAUAUCCAUAUGAUUUUAGAGAAAGUCUUUAAAAAUAAAGGAGUUUGUGUUGAAGGAAAUCAACUAAUGAUGCUCUUCUUUUAGGCUCAUUAGUUAGUUUGAUCACCAUUUUAGACUAUAGAAAUUCUAGCACUGUGAAACCUGGAUCACAGAAACCUGUCUAACCCUAAUCUAACCUUUUUCUUAUAUUAUAGUGACUUGCCGGGUUGAUCUGGUCUAGGUUUUGUUGACACCAAGGUGUAAAAUGGUGUUUUAAAGUUUAGCAUAUGUUAACCUGUAAAAGAAGGAUGUUGUGGGUUAUUAGUGAAGUGUAACAUGGGGUUAGGAGCCCAGGAGAAUAGGAAGUGGUAGGGGUAUGGGAGGAGCAGAGCAAAGGGCAUUAGGUGCAAGUUCUAAAAGGGUGAAAAGUGGGGAAAUAUAUGGGGAAAUUAUGCAGCAAUACUUAAUAUUUUCUAUUAGACAAAGGGCUUAAGGGGGAAAGCCAUAAAAAAGGGGCAAGAAGGCAAUUGGAGGCCAGAAAUGCAAGGAACAGGAGGUGGGAGGUUUGGAUCCCCCCCUCCCCCGCACCCCCCUUUAAUAGAAUAAGAAUAGAAUAGAAUAAUUCUUCAUUUAAACACUUAAAAUUCAUCUGGAGUAUAAAAAAAAUUAUAAAUAAACCUAACUACCCUGAGCAAUAUGCAAAACUGUCUACAACUAACCUAACAAAGAACUGUUUUUCAUGAAUGCUGUGUACUCAGUACUUUAAAAAUCAAUAGGAAGAUUAAGAAGAUUAAUAGAACAUGUUAUUUGACUUGUCCAACUCUUAUUGGUAGAGUAGAGUGGGCCAACACUAAAGCUUCAUAGUUAUGGAUUGAAAUGUUUAGCCAGCACCAGUAAUAAAAUUAAUGAAAGAUUGUUGAGAAAUUUGUCAUGUUCUACUGUCAUUUAAACUUUUGGAGUUCUUUAGGGUAGGUGGUUGCUUUUUGGAAGUUAUUCCAUUGGUUUUUGAAAUAACAGUCCCAACUUAAAAAUGAAACCCAUUUUUAUGCGGGAUUACGUAGUCAGCUAGUGUCAUAAAUUCGGCAGUGCAUUCCUUUCAUAUUUUUCUUGGGAGCAAGAACUUGAAAUCUUUUAUUUAACCAUUUUACAUGCCCGUAAAAAAAUUGUGUGAUUUUUAUUGGGUGCAACUUCGAAUCAGGUGCAAGUCAGGUUGGAUUGCACAAGCAGAAAAAAGAUACUGUGUCAGCAAAGAACGUUCUACUCGCUAAGAAACUCUUCAGGUCAGCUUGUAUGUAGCAUGUCUAUCAGAAAGCUUUUUAAAAGAAAGUGUUGUUACAUGUGAGCACGCGUUGAUAUUCGAAGAUCGUUCCACUUGAAUUCACAUGUAACAUAAUCCUUGACUAUAAACGUGACAAGCUGCACAUUUUUCGAAUUUAACACCUUUUCAAAAUAGCAUUAAAAUUUAUUCUUCAAAUAAGGAUGGUUCAUUAGUUAGUUUUUCAAAGGAAAUUCUUACUUCUGCUCUGACAGGCAUAAAAUAUGGUCAGUGGCGCGAAACAAAAGUUUUGUAUUUUAAAAAAUCUCUAAAUAAACACAGGAGUCUCCUCAGUUUUCAAUAAUUAAAUAUUUUUACCUGAUUUUUACUGCUGUGUUUGCGAGGCUAAAACGUAACUUAAGAUUUUUACUCCAAAAAAAUACGAUGUAUAAAACAAGAAACAAUACGAGUAUUCUUGUGAUUGUUAUAGAGAAAGGUAUGUAAAUCUAUUGAGUCCCAUAUAUCUUUGGUGCUGUGUCAUUACUUAUCACGUUACUGAUAUUGUUACCCUGUGUUACCUUUUCUUACCCUGUCCUACCCUUUGUUACUCUUUGUUACCUUUGUUACCCUGUGUUCUCCUGUGUUACCCUGUGCUACCUUUGUUACCCUUUAUUACCCUGUGUUACCCUUUGUUACCCCGUGUUCCCCGUGUUACCCUUUGUUACCCUGUGUUACCCUUUGUUACCCUUUCUUACCCUGUGUUACCCUUUGCUAUCCUCUGUUACCGUUUGUUACCCUGUGUUACCCUGUGUCGUCCGUUGUUACCCUGUGUUACCCUUUGUUACCCUGUGUUACCCUGUGUCAUCCGUUGUUACCCUUUGUUACCCUGUGUUACCCCGUGUUAUCCUUUGUUACCCUGUGUUACCCUUUGUUACCCUUUGUUACCCUGUGUUACCCUUUGUUAUCCUCUGUUACCGUUUGUUACCCUGUGUUACCCUGUGUCGUCCGUUGUUACCCUGUGUUACCCUUUCUUACCCUUUCUUACCCUGUGUCACCCUGUGUUUCCUUGUGUUACUUUUUGUUUCCCUGUGUUAUCCUUUGUUACCCUGCAUAAGUAUUGUUUGCAAUUUCUCUUGGGACGGCUGUAUUACCCAAGAGAACUGAAAAAUAAAGGUUAUGCAAAAUUUUGGGAGUGUUGAUUCUUUAUCAUUAGCUUGCUCCAGGCUCAGAGAUGAAGUCGGGUCCGCUGAAUUGAGAAAGCGCGAACACGAAAUUAAAACGUGCUUUUUACUUUCGCAUCUUUCCCCACUAUCUGGUAUCGGUAUCAUAGAUAACGGUCAUAAUGGCGACUUCCAUUGGGGAGGGGUAGGGCAUUCCGCGGGGAGCAGGGUAUCUUCUGAGCGGUCGCUAAGCAUGCAGACAAGAUGGCGGACACAGGUUGUUGUUUAGUUUGUUAACUUUUGCUUGCCUUUCCGAACCCUGUGAUUCACCGAAUGCACUGAUUUGCUCUGAAUCUGUUAAUAAGAUAUCUCUGGUAAGUGAUUGCUACUGAAAACGCCCCGGGAGUUUCUCAAACGGGUACAUGUUAAGUGAGCACGCGACAAAGUGUCCAGCGUGAACUUCAUUCACAUUUUUACAUUCACACAUUUUUUAUUGAGUCUUUAUUAUAGAAAUAGGCGCAAGCUCCUUCUCUAAUUUUUUUAAAGAAGGGUAUGAAAAGUUACUAAAUGGUUCUCUCUCGACAGCUCGGUUAUCUGCUAAUCAUACUUUUGACUUCAGCUCUCUAAUGUUGAUCUUACAUUACUGCAAUACUGGUGCUAGAAUGGACCAAUGUUACUAUCUUAAGCCUAGGCCUGUUUCACACUGGCAAAAUAAUUACUUCACAACAUAGUGACAUAAUGAAUUAAAAAGCUUAUCUCGCUUAUGUAUGGUGGCUCGUAAGUACUUAUGUGAUAAUCAACAUAACAACAUUACUAGAAGUAAAAACAGAAGGUGGCACAGUAGACUCUCCUUGUUGCGUUUACCUCUAUUUUGCCUUCUAAAGGAAGUGCUCCAGCUUCCUCUCAUUAAUCUACUCAACAUAUUGUCGGUGAAAUCUGUCCACCAGCCACAGGCCCUUAAAUUUGCCUCCCGCUGGCACAAAAAGGAGUUGACUUGUCAAGUGUUUUUCAGAAUUAUUUCCAGUAUGCCAAUCAAUUACAUAACUAUAAAUUACAUGAUAUGCCCUAAGAUAAAACUUUUAUAAACGAUGCACAAGAACUAAUAUCGGGAAACAAUAAAAAUCAUUUUUUUCCUUAUGCCGUUAUGUCCCAUGAUGUUGUUACAAUGUGAGUGUCUUAAAACAAAGACCCCUAAGACCCCUCACCGAAUGACUCUGGGCCCAGUUGUUCGAAGGCUGAUUAGCGCUAACCCAGGGUUAGAUUUUGAUCCCGGUUUCUUUUUUUGUUGUCCAAAAGUAUUUUCUCGGAUAAUUUUCCCCAUUUUUCCUAAAGCAUCGAAUCAUCGAAUCGUAGGGGAAAAGAAUUAAACUAAAUUUGCCUUUUCAGCUUUCAUAUCGGGAAUUCAAAUUUUUCACUAACUCUGGGUUAUCUUAACCCAGCUUUGAACAACCCGGCCCUGAACUUUAUUGAUUAAGGUUAGGAAACUGAGUGAAUCCGGUUCCAUUUAAGUCAUUAUACUGGGCAAACUGACCUGAAGGUUGAUUCACUCAGUUCCCUUACCCUUAUUUUAGCAGGUCUUAAGGGUCUUUGUUUUCAAGAUACCUGUUAUAAUGUUGUUAUGUCAGCAUGUUUACGCUACAAACCAAACAACAUAACCACCUUCAUAUGCCAUUAUACUUAUAUCAUUAUGUCACAAGUGUGAACCAGGUUUUAAGGGUUAUACUUGGCUUCGAAGCCUGUAGAAAUACGACAAAAAUUGGAUUAUUUCUCCCUGAAUCCCAAGGUAAUUUAUUUUGUUUUAUUCCCCCAAUCCUUGGGGCAAAGUAUGAAUUUCAAUCAAAGUGUGGAAUUCUUCUUGGAUUAAAUCAUCUUUAAACAAUUUGUCCACAAGUUCCUAUAGUGUUACUGUAAUUAAAAAUAUGCUGCUAAGAUACAAUGUAUCCUAAUGUAACACUUUUGAAUUUCAGGUUUCUAAGGUGAUAUUGUAAAAGAGAACAACUUACCAUGUCCAAAAGUGAGGAAUUAUCCAGAGUAAGCAGACCGGUGCCACCAGAGUAUAAUUCUAAUAAGUGUUUUAGUGACUCAUCAACUGGAAAACAGCAUCAACAUAUACAGACCAGAGUGAAACCUUAUAAAUGCAAAUAUUGUGAUAAACACUUUGGGUAUUCAUCAAAUUGCAAGAAUCAUGAACGUAUUCACACAGGCGAAAAACCUUAUCAAUGCAAGUAUUGUGAUAAAUGGUUUGGGGAUUUAUCAACUUGCAGGAGUCAUGAACGUAUUCACACAGGAGCAAAACCAUACAAGUGCAAGCAUUGUGGUAAGUUCUUCAACCGUUCAUCAAAUUGUAAGCAACAUGAACUUACACAUGCAGGGGUAAAACCAUAUCAGUGCAAGCAUUGUGAUAAGUGCUUCUCACGAUCAUCACAUGUCAAGCGGCAUGAAAGUACCCACACAGCAGAGAAACCCUAUUCAUCAACUUGCAAGAUGCAAGAUGCAGUUGAACAUAUUGACACUGGAGUUGCAAAACCAUAUCAGUGCAAUCAUUGUAAUAAGUGCUUCAGUCGUUCAUCAGUUUGUAAGCAACAUGAACUUAUACAUGCACGGGUGAAACCAUAUCGGUGCAAGUACUGUGAUAAGCGCUUUACACGGUCAUUUCAUUGCAAGCGGCAUGAAUGUAUCCACACAGAAGUGAAACCCUACAAGUGCAAGCAUUGUGAUAAGAGCUUUAGCAAGUCAGCAGGUUGCAAGGACCAUGAACGUAUCCACACAGGAGUGAAACCUUAUCAUUGCAAGUUUUGUGCCAAGAGCUUCAGGUGGUCAUCAGAAUUAAAAAAACAUGAAUCUACAUGCAUGAGUGAAACAUAA
Porites evermanni is the source of this 11095-nucleotide messenger RNA. The record is from the annotation of a GenBank genome assembly. NCBI's taxonomy places the organism in Eukaryota, Metazoa, Cnidaria, Anthozoa, Scleractinia, Poritidae.